GGUACAUGUGACAUCGACACCAGAUUAAUCUCUAGUAAAUUAUUCAACCAUCAAGAUAUGAAGUGAUUUUUCAGAUCAUUCCUUGGCCAACCUUAGCCCUAAUCACACCGAAUCAAAUAGGAACGAAUCAUGGAAGACUCAAUCGGAAAGUCAGCACCCGAGGGAAUUGCCGGGGCCCGGAAUGAGGCAGCCCUUCUGGCGCUUAUGGAGAAGACCGGCUACGACAUUGUCCAGGAGAACGGCCAGAGGAAGUACGGCGGGCCGUGCCCUGGCUGGGAGGGACAGCCACCGAGCAGGGGCUGCGAGGUCUUCGUCGGGAAAAUACCCCGUGAUCUCUUCGAAGACGAGCUUGUGCCGGUCUUCAUGAAAAUUGGGAAAAUCUUCGAACUGAGACUGAUGAUGGAUUUUAGUGGUAACAACAGGGGGUAUGCAUUUGUGAUGUUCACGAACAAGGAAGAUGGCAAGAAAGCGGUGAAACAGCUCAACAACUACGAAAUCCGGAAAGGCCGAUACCUCGGGGUCUGCCCAAGCGUCGACAACUGCCGCCUUUUUGUUGGAGGGAUUCCCAAGAACAAGAAGCGAAAUGAGAUCCUCGAAGAAAUGUCCAAAGUUACCGAGCAGGUCACCGAUGUCAUUGUCUACCCGUCGGCGACGGAUAAAUCGAAAAACAGAGGCUUUGCUUUCGUCGAAUUCGAGAACCACCGAGCGGCAGCCAUGGCGAGACGAAAACUCAUCCCCGGUAGAAUUCAGCUGUGGGGACAUCAGAUCAUGGUGGACUGGGCUGAGCCAGAAAGAGAUGUCGACGAGGACAUCAUGAAGAACGUCAAGAUUUUGUAUGUGCGCAACCUAAUGUUGCACACUACUGAAGAGACCAUCCAGGCAGCCUUCAACAAGCUGAAGGAAGGCAGUGUUGAACGUGUCAAGAAGCUGCGAGAUUUUGCCUUUGUACAUCUGAUGUCUCGGGAGGAUGCCUAUGUUGCCCUGAAAGAAAUGGAUGGUGCCACCAUUGACGGUUCAGUCAUCGAGGUAGUGUUUGCCAAGCCAGUAGACAAAAACAACAUGAUGAGGUUCCCCCGUGGUAGAGGUUACAUUCAGCCUGGAGCUUAUGGCUAUGGCUCAUAUGAACAGCCGUUGACCGUCCAGCAGCCACCAUACUACCAGCCGUACAACAACACAGGAGCUGUCAAUGGAUUUGGAACAGCAGGUAGAGGUGGUCUUGCCAUGCGUGGAGGUGGUGCUGCCUUCUCACCUAGGGGGCGUGGCCGUGGGGCAGCUGGUAUGCGCGGUGCUGGUGGUAUGAGGAACUAUGGAGGCCUUCAGGCUGGAGGACGUGGUGGCUAUGGGAGGUAUAACUACGAUGGUCGCAAACCAGCUGAGUCAAGGCUAUAUGAUAUAAUCCCUGGAAUGGAACUGACACCAACCAACCCGGUAACCCUCAAGCCUCAGAAGAGUUUCGUCCAGAUUCUUGAAGAGGAAUGCACCAAACACAACUGGGGCAUGCCCACCUACACACUGCUGUCAAGCAGAGGACCCAACAAUGACCAGCUCUUUGUCUACAAGGUCCAAAUACCAGCCCUGAACCAGAGCUAUCCCGGCGGGAUGCAACCCUCCAAGCUUUGUACCAGUGUGGAGGACGCCAAAUCCCUGGCGUCCGAGCACGUCCUGACCACUAUGGGGCUCCCGUUAGAUGGCCUGCUGGACGGCGCUGCACCCACGACCACCAUUGUCACCUCAUCUUCCCCCACAGGCUCCGGGGACUACAUGCUGUCCCAUCCCCCACCUCCACACCAACACCAGGGGGUCCCGUCCAACCCCCACGGACUCCCGCCUAACCCUCACGGGAUUCCACCCAACCCCCACGGGAUGAGCAAUGGUGUAGCUGCCAUCACAUCCGCUAAUUACCAGCCUACAUAUGUCAGUGUCCCUAUCACGACAACAUCACCUGUGAUUUUGACGCCAGGAGGUGACGCACCAGACAGCCCCCACUACAGCUACGGAGGUUACCAUGGCCAGGGAUACGCCCCUACCUCACCAGAGGUCUACCAGACACAAUAUUAAACAAAGACAGCACCGACCCUGUGAUUGCCAAGUUGGAUUUAUUUAUCAGAUAUCGGAUGUCUUGAUUGGUGGUUAGAUGUAUUGAUUCGUCAUUUGAUGUAUUGAUCGCUAAAAAUGACGAUGAGCCCAGAAAAUGUAAAACCCUCAAAGUUUGGCAUAUCUAUAAACAUUACACUCAGGUUGUCAACGAUCAUUGUUUAACAUUGAUAUAUUGAUUGGUCAUUCAAUGUAUUGAUCAGUCAUUAGAUGUAUUGAUCAGUCAUUAGAUGUAUUGAUCAGUCAUUAGAUGUAUUGAUGUGUUAUUCAAUAUAUCGGUUGGUCAUUUGAUGCGUUUAUCGCUUAUUUUACAAUGUGAAAUCCUUAAAGAUAAACAAUGAUAACCUGGGUUGACCUUUUUGCACUGGACUUAUUGAUCAAUCAUUGGAUGUAUUGAUCAGUCAUUCAAUAUUUUGAUCGGUCAUUAGAUGUACUGAUCCGUCAUGAGAUGUAUUGAUUGGUCAUACGAUGCAUUGAUCGCUUAUUAUGAGUCCCGACAAUUUAAGUCCCUCGAAGGUAAACAAAAAAAAACCCAAAACGCAAAACAAAUGUUUUUUCCCAUAAAUUAAAUGUUGCCAAAUAUUUUCAGGAUCAUCCAGCCGUUAGCCAGAUUAAGAUCAAAUUGUUGAAAGGAGAAACACUUUCAUCCCACGAGUUAUGAAAAUUCCCCAAGACCAGUCGUAUAAAUCAAAAAGGGGACGAUCGUUUUGGUGCGGAGUUUUCAAGAUUUAUAAAACUUAUAUUACUAGACAAAUCAUUCAUCAUGCACUUUGACCAUUUCCUUAUUCAUCAUUUAUAAGCACUCCUAGAUCAUUCUUCUUUUUGUAGUUCCUUUCAUCAUCCCCAUUGAGGAAGUAUACAGCUAAAUAAUAUACCAAAGAUUAAAAGCUUUAAACCGAGUGAGCGGGUUCUACCAAGUGCAAAGUUUGCAUCGCUGCUUGGUAACAAAAGCGUGUGCUAAUUUUUAAUGCAAGUUUAAAGUUUAACCUUUUUGAGUUGAGGAUAUUUGUUGAUUUACAUAAUUGUUGAUUACUGAGUUGAGAUUUUUCAUCUUGUAUAUUUUGGCUAUUUUUGGUUGUUCUAUCUGUAAAGAGGUAUUCAUCUUAGUUGAUAGUUUAUAAUAGUUAACUUGGAUUAUAUUACCAGGAUUAUGUUGCUAGUUAUGGUUAGUAGAUUAAGGUGUUAUAGAGAAUGUAUGGAUUUACGAAACUUUUACCAUGAAGUUACCACAAAUUAUGCUAACAAGUUGGUUAAACUAGUUAGCGAGUUUCAUUUGAUUGAUAACCCAUUUUAGUUUGGCUUAGGAAAGAUUUCCUAAUUUUUAUCAAUCCAGUUUUAUGAAAGUUUUGAUCUUACUUGUUUAUUUGAAUACUUGCCAAGUUUCCAGAUGGUUUAGAUUUAAGUUAAGUUCCAAAACUCUUUAAACCGUUUUCGGUAAAUGAUAAUUAAACCUGUCAUUUCAAUCUUAACCAGGGGUUAUGCAUUUUUGGCCUACACUAAACAGUCUUGAAACUAGCCUGGUGUUCACCGUUUUUCCUUUGAAGUUUUGAAGUAGAUUUAGUUGCAUUCAUUAUUGAUCAUUCAUUAGUUAUUCAUCAAAUUUUUACACUCAUGUUAAAUUCACCAAGUUUAAAGU
Molecule: messenger RNA, 3730 nt
Organism: Asterias rubens (European starfish)
Lineage: Eukaryota; Metazoa; Echinodermata; Asteroidea; Forcipulatida; Asteriidae
Product: APOBEC1 complementation factor-like
Exons: 9
Coding region: 130-2058 (642 amino acids)
Cellular component (GO): nucleus
Molecular function (GO): mRNA binding
Source: RefSeq, a predicted model, not a curated record